AUGAGCAGAAAGCGAUGUUUGAGUUUUUCCAGGAAUCUAAUAACGAGUAGUUCUUUACAGACCAAUGUGAAUAAACCAGUGGCACCAGACCCUCUUGCUAUUCUACAAACACAGUCAACCCGUGGUCUUCCUAAACCAGAUGAAGAAUACAACAGAAAUAAUGAUUCUCUAGAAUUCGAUAUGAAACUCACACCAGACCAAAGAGCUUAUUUAGAUUCCAGAGCUUCCCGGAACAUACACCCACAACAACCCUGGAAACGUAAGGCGAUUGCUGAUUACCGCCGAUACUGGCCAUAUGGUAUUAUUCCGUUUACGCUAGACGACAAUUUAGCAUCCUUUCAUAAACAAUGGGUAACAGAUGCUAUGUAUGUUUGGGAAAAAGUUACUUGUGUAGAAUUUCGUCUAGCUACGCCAACAUUAUCUGCUCAACUUGGCCAUACAGAUUCCGUACAUAUUUCACAUGGGGAAGAUUGUAUAACCAGUGUUGGGAAGGUUCCUGGUGGCCAAAAUAUUACCAUUGGUAGAUGUCGGAAAGGGUCUAUAAUUCACGAACUGGGCCAUACUUUAGGUUUUGUUCAUGAACAAUCAAGACCAGAUAGAGAUGGUAAUGUAGAGAUCGUAUUCGGCAAUAUAAUACCAACCAGAACACACGAUUUUGAUAAGUACCCAGCAGGAACAAUCACUACCUAUGGCGAACCUUACGACUUUGGAUCUAUCAUGCAUUACAGUUCCACAGCAUAUACAAAAAAUGGUCAAAUAACGGUAAAAACUAUAGAUCCACAUUUACAGAUGACUAUAGGACAAAGAGAGGCUCCGAGCUUCUUAGACAUCAGAUUAAUUAAUGAAAUCUACGAGUGUAAUAACCAUUGUGAACAGAAGUUCUGUGAGAAUGAAGGGUAUCAAGGUCCUAACUGUGAUUGUAUAUGUCCUGAUGGUUUCAUUGGUGAAUUGUGUCAGAAUAUUAUUACGUCACAUACAGGUUGUGGCGGAUCAAUUCUAUCUGAUGAUAAAGGAACUAUAUCUUCUAUAUGGUUUCCAGGGGAUUAUCCUAAUAAUGAGAACUGUUACUGGUUAAUAAGAGGACCAGAAGGUUCAACUAUAACUAUUGAUAUAGAUUCAUUUGAUACUGAUAAUGCAAACGAUUGUCAAUGGUGUAACUGUGAUUUCUUGGAAUUAAAAGUUUACGGGUUUGAAAAAGUUGGCCAGAGGUAUUGUGGUGACCAUGUAGACAGUCCCUAUAUAUUCAACUGGCACCAAAUUAUGGUACAUUUCAAAACAGAUAAUUUCUGGACGGGGAACACUGGCUUUAAACUUACCUAUGAAAUAAAUCAACCGUGA
Molecule: messenger RNA, 1338 nt
Organism: Lottia gigantea (owl limpet)
Lineage: Eukaryota; Metazoa; Mollusca; Gastropoda; Lottiidae
Exons: 9
Coding region: 1-1338 (445 amino acids)
Biological process (GO): proteolysis
Molecular function (GO): zinc ion binding; metalloendopeptidase activity
Source: RefSeq, a predicted model, not a curated record